Molecule: messenger RNA, 1461 nt
Organism: Penicillium alfredii
Lineage: Eukaryota; Fungi; Ascomycota; Eurotiomycetes; Eurotiales; Aspergillaceae
Exons: 1
Coding region: 1-1461 (486 amino acids)
Source: RefSeq, a predicted model, not a curated record
AUGGCAGUUCGGGCGGUCGGACAACGCCUUGGCAUGAGAUCCAUCGGCCCCAUCUCAACACAGGCUCUAACGCGCGUGGCCUGGCAUCUAUGCCGCAUCUUUGUCUCGCUCUCGCUGCUGUGGGUCGACAAUACGAUCCUGCUGAUUGUCGGGUGCCUAGCUCGUCUCCGCCGGAUCGUCAGCCGGCGACAGGCCACACUACGAAAUGUUCGGUUCUAUCCCAAGUCGGUCCUCGUUACUGGAAUUGGCACGCCGUCUGGCUUAGCCCUUGCGCGGGCCUGGGAGGCAGAAGGUCACCGCGUCGUGGGUGCCGAUGUCGCCGAUCUGGACCUCCCCGUGCGCUCGGGUGGGAGCAUGUCUAAGACCCUGGUGGCCUUCUACCGCGUCCCCAAGGAUCACUACAUCUCUAGGCUGCUGGAUAUCAUCCAUCGCGAGAAGGUCGAUGUGUGGAUCCCGUGCUCGCCCAAGGCCAACGUGAUCGAGGAUGCCACGGCCCGGCAGGUUAUCGAGAGUCGCACGAACUGCAAGUGCAUCACCUUCGAUGUCGAGUUGACGGCCUGUUUUGUUCAACCAGAAUCCUUUCGGCGGUGGGUGGCAGAGAGGGAUCUGCCUGUGGUGGAACGUCAUCAGGUGCAGUCGCGCGACUCUGUGCACAAGAUCUUGCACCGCUCGCCGACCAAAUCCUAUCAGAUGCGCCGUCUUGGGUUCGAUGAGUCGGCCGUCAUCUUGCCGAAACGCACUCUCAGCAAGACUUACACUAGGGUGAGCGAGAUUCAAAUCUCCAAGGAUCGUCCCUGGGUCCUGCAGCAGCAGCCCCGGCUGGGUGAGUUCAUUGCAGACUUGCUGGUUGUGCGCGGCCAUGUCCAUGCCAUCGGGAUCCGGCCUGCCGGGGCUCGCUCUUCGCAGUUUGGCUCAUCGCUACUGGAUGAGGCUCUGGCCAUGGCUAUCCAUCGACUCAUGCAGCGCUUUGCCAUGGCAGGCGGGGUUCGUAUGACUGGCCAUCUAUCGGUCCGUCUUAUGGUCGACCAAGAGUUUGAUGCACACUCCGUGCGACAUGCAAUCCAUAUCGCUGGCUGUACUCCUGGUGCCGAGGUGAUCGAGUACUUGUUUGACAAUACCCCCCACUCUGUGGCUGGGUACCUGGCGGUGCUGUCCUCCGAUCCCGUGGAGACGGCUGCCUGGCCGGCAAAUGUGACCCGGUCAUCUACGUCACGCCCAACGCUGGCAUGGGCAGAGCAGGCUAGGGCCUUCCCUCUUCUCUCGUCCAUUGCACCUUGGAUUCUCCUUCCACAGGCGAUCCGAGUCCUGCGAGUAGAAAUUACCCCGUUUUUGUUCUGGAAGGACCCGCGGUUUUCGCCGGCGGAUCCUCUCCCUUGGUGGUGGCAUGUGCAUGUUUACCAGCCGUUGCGAGAGGUCUGGCUGUUGAUGAAGCAGAACCGAGAGUCAGGACUGGUGGGUUGA